AUGAUCAGCGAACCAGAGACGCCCGCACCGGUGACCCCUGCCCCCAGGGGUCGCACUCUGGGCAAAAGGCGCCCCCGCAGCGUUAUCUCCUCGGAAGCAUCAAGACGGCGCACUAGACAACAGGUAGCGCAGGAAGCCGUCUGCAUUACCAUAACUGCUCUCCCGGAAUUGCCGGAGGCACCUUAUAUCCCUGCACUUACCCCCUCAGGACAUUCGACCACGAUCGUCCUGGCCGAGGGUAACACGCCUGGCCGCUCAGACAGGGUGAUGGCCCAGUUCCUCCGGGACCCUGCGGUCCUAAAGGCUGAUAUCAUCUUCGUACAAGAACCAUGGGAUAAUCCCUUUCAGGAUUUAACUUACCAUCCAGCUAAAGCAACACACCAGCUUCUAUACCCGACAAAGACGGAUAUAGGAGAUGAGCGGGCACGCGUAUGUCUCUUUAUUUCGCGACAGAAGGUGCUUGGAUCUCUCUGGCUGGAACCGGGCACUACCACCAGAGACGAAGCCGGAGCCAAGACCACGAUCGACCUGGUCCUCGGCUCGCAGGACCUGACUCCUAGGCUCGUUGCCUGUGAGAUCACUAAAAAGAUUCACGCAGACUCCGAUCACCUACCUAUACGGACUCUUAUCGACAUCCAAACCAAGACCCCGGAGGCGCAACGGCGCCGCAACUGGAAAGCGUACAAAGUAAAAGAUCUACAGGCUUUUGUAGACCUGAACCUACACAGCAAGGCCUUCCUACUUGAGAAUAAGCAGCACAUUGAACUCGCAAUAGAAUUUCUUAUUGAAACGGCGUGCAUAUACCGAGACCUGCAUAGCUAUGGGCCCUACCGAUCCUACUACGGGGCUGGCUUGGGACCGCUAUGCGAAGGUCUUAAACCGCAAAGGAAAAGUGCUGGCGAGGGCCCUGCGGCAGGGACACCGGACCUGGGUCAGAAAGGCCACCGAGGCAGGCCCCGAGGCAUGUGGCGCCUGGCCAGAUGGGCCAGGAACCGGGAUGCCUCCGGGGGACUGGUCCCAAUACUGAAAACACCAGAUAACGGCCUCGCAGAGACCGCAGAACAGAAAGUUGAGAUUCUAGAGGCAGCUAUCGCCACCCGCAUAGCCUACGCAUUAGAGGAACAUAGCCUACUGCCACGAGAACAUUUAGAGGGACGCAAGGGUAUCUCCGUCGACCACCUAAUUCAACUACUGAUGGAUGUUAUCUUUAAUGGCUGGGGCCGAGGCCAGAAGCAUCUACUGGAGUGGGCACUCGAUAAGGCUGCUAUAUGGUCCCAGCAGCAUUCGUCUAGGUUCGCGCCGGAUAAGUUCGAACUGAUACACUUUCGGAACCCGCUGGAACCCGAUCCCGGGGCUGAAAAGGACACCCCCUGUGACUACACGGAACCAUGGAAGGGAGAGAAUCUUACUAACGUUAACCGGGAGGACGAGAGCGCCUGGGAGAUUCCCGUGGAACCCCAGGGGCAUAACCAACUUCCAAUAAAGGAUCACGCAACGGGCCACGUUAUUCGGCCAGUAAAACACGCUAAAUACCUUGGAAUCUGGCUCGAUAAGACUCUCUCCUUUACUACCCACUGCACCAAGGCGGUAGCGAAGGCGAAUGGAAGCCUCGAGGCCCUACGGAGCAUCUCUACGUCCACAUGGGGCACGUUCCUGCUGAACAUGCGGACCAUAUAUCUGGCCGUAGUAAUCCCGAGCAAAACUGUUCCUGCCUCCGACCGGACCGAUUAUGGCCUGUUCCCGGGGGUUAAUCAGGAAGAGAAGCCUAGCGGAGAUAAAACGGUCAGAGUGAUCCCCUAUAGAGGCGCUGAGGUAAAGGAAGGGGAGCCCCCUAUAGACCGGAAGCCGAAGUUUGGCUACGUAGGAGUCCCGAAAGGCGCACGUGCUCGCCCCGUGGGAGCUCCUACUCAACUGCGGGGCGCUACAGUCUCGAUUCGGGCCGGGAAGGUCCGCAAGAAAUACCUAGGAGUCGCGGCUGACUCCACUGUGUACGUGGGAGAGCUAGAGGGGGUCAAAAUGGCCCUGAAAUGGGCAGAGGCUGCCCCGAUCACAGUCUUUUCAGACAGCCAGGCGGCCAUUCAAGCCGUGCAGAAUCCUGGCCGACCAUCAGGCCAAAUCCAGGCGCAGUGGGCGAAAUGGUGGGAGCGACAACGGGUUGGAAAACCCACCAAACGGCUGAUUCCGAAGCUGAAUAAGAAGGUCCCAAGGAUAUUUAAGGGCCUGAGCAAGUCUCAGACCUCUAUAAUCAUCCAGAUGCGCACUAUGAGGAUCGGAUUGAGACAUUUCCUCUUCAAGAUAAAGCAGGUCGACUCCGACCGCUGCGGGUGUGAAUCAGGCUCUCAAACGCCUAACUACGUCCUUAUGGAGUGCUCGCUGCACCUCGCCAGUCGGAAAAUAAUGAUGGAACGCCUCGACUCUAUCGAGGGACUGCGUGGGCGUAUACAGGACUACGACGCAGUCAUAAACCACCCGCAGGCGAUACGCUACGUCGCCGAUUUCAUGCAACGAACAGGCCUCCUACAGCAGUUCCGAUUCGCCACGUUUAAAGACGAGGAGGACGAGGAGGUCCCGGGACCCAGCACCCUCCUAGAGGGACUCGAACUAAACGAGGAAGACGAUGGUUAUAUUGAACAUUAA
Messenger RNA from Aspergillus affinis, 2637 nucleotides. RefSeq lists its product as uncharacterized. Gene Ontology annotation, molecular function: nucleic acid binding. Lineage: Eukaryota; Fungi; Ascomycota; Eurotiomycetes; Eurotiales; Aspergillaceae. The record is from RefSeq and is a predicted model, not a curated record. Bases 1 to 2637 code for a protein of 878 amino acids. The transcript has 10 exons.